Paramuricea clavata is the source of this 5368-nucleotide messenger RNA. NCBI's taxonomy places the organism in Eukaryota, Metazoa, Cnidaria, Anthozoa, Malacalcyonacea, Plexauridae. The record is from the annotation of a GenBank genome assembly.
AUGGCGGAACCAAAACAUGCAACGAAAACUACAAAAAAUCUUGGAAAGUAUUGCGUUGCUGGUGGCCCAAAUAAUGAAAGUUGCAAGAACAACUCGACCACUCCCGGGAUAUCAAUGCAUGAAUUUCCAAAACCUGGUAAUCAACUGCGAAAUCUAUGGAUAAAGUUUGUCAGGCGACAUAGAAUGGCAGACUUGCAGCCUUCGCCUUACUCGUGCUUGUGUUCUUCACAUUUUGAACCACAAUGCUUUCAUCAGCGACUUGGUCUUGGAUUGGAAGUCAGCAGCAAUAUCACAACAAAACGACUAUUAAUAAUUCAAGCACGUUAGGUGAAAGAACAGCCCGAAAAUAAGUAAAACACACACCAAAUCAUUGUGGGAGAAUGGGUUCAGGGUGAAGUGAACCAAUUAUAUACAUUAUACUCUCAAACUCUGGUCAACCCAAAGACUCAUUAAGCCUUAUGUUUUCAUCCCGCAGGCGUAUAUAUAAGACCUGCUAGGAGAGACUGAAUGCUCCAUAGGAGCUCUGCCCGAAGGGUAGCGACCCCCUCUGACAUAGACCUGAACCAAGGGGUGAUAAUCCCCUUGGACAGUACCUACGAUUCGACUGAUUAUAUUUACAUAAAUAACCUGAGUCUAUGGGCCUGAAGUUGACCAUUGGGAACACUUCAACCCCGAACCAAAAUUUAUUUGUUUGAACAUUUAAGUAUUUACAUAGCGAUAAUUUUCCAUGAGAAAAUUGUUCGAUAGUCUUUCUUGACAAAUUGUUCUUGAACAGUCCUUGCAUAACAUUAGCUAGUACCCAUACAAUGCACCAGAUACCAGGAACAUGAACGGGUGGGUGGGUGGAAAUUUUCUUUCUCGGUAACAAGACAUUGCUCUUUGUUGGGAUAUUUGUCAAAGUGAACUCCCUUAUCACAUUGACCUUUGUUCUGCGUGUUCGUUGUUGACAUAUGAUUGGUCAGUUGAUCUUUCAUUCGGUUUUACACAUGCCCAGAGAAACAUUUGAACUUUGGACUAUUGGAUAUCGCCUUUUUGUGGCUGUUGACAAGCUUAUCCUGUUACUAUGAGAUUAUAACCAGGUUUGAAGGUGACAAACGUGUUGUCUCAUUAACUUGAAUUUAUAUAUUGUUAUAUAUAAAUUUGCUUUAAUAAUUCAAGCACGUUAGGUGAAAGAACAGCCCGAAAAUAAGUAAAACACACACCAAAUCAUUGUGGGAGAAUGGGUUCAGGGUGAAGUGAACCAAUUAUAUACAUUAUACUCUCAAACUCUGGUCAACCCAAAGACUCAUUAAGCCUUAUGUUUUCAUCCCGCAGGCGUAUAUAUAAGACCUGCUAGGAGAGACUGAAUGCUCCAUAGGAGCUCUGCCCGAAGGGUAGCGACCCCCUCUGACAUAGACCUGAACCAAGGGGUGAUAAUCCCCUUGGACAGUACCUACGAUUCGACUGAUUAUAUUUACAUAAAUAACCUGAGUCUAUGGGCCUGAAGUUGACCAUUGGGAACACUUCAACCCCAGAAAUACACAGCAUGUGUAUUCCCCAUAGACGAACUCCCACCACAGCUGUAUUUGUAUACAAGACAGCUGCUGCCAGAUGAUAGUUAGACAUAGAUUUGGGCGUUACCAUCACUCAUACUAUAGCUGGAUAGUCAGGGAGGCCAGAAAAAACCUGGAAUAUACAGGAAACCUGGAUGGGGCCAAGACAACCAGCAGCUUCCCCACAAAGCUUCUAUCUUACAAUUUUUUAAUUGGAGGGUUGGUAACACGACAAACAAAGCUCACCAUCGAGGCAAAUUUUAUUUAUUUUUAUUUAAUUUUUUUUUAAGUUAAUGUGUUCAUAAAUACGUUUUGCACAACAUUUAUUUGUUAACCACAUUUAUUUUAUUUCAAUUAUGAUCAGUGGACCUUUCUCGAAUUAUGUGACAUUACUCUCAGAAAAAUAGCUUAUUCAUUACUUUAAUUCAAAAUAGCAACACCAAAAUUUUGCGAUCGAACAUCCGAUCAUGCAUGCAUGAUAUUACCAGAAAGAAAUUGUAAGAAUAUGUAUGUGGUAGUCAAAAUAUAUUAUAUGCAGUAAAUAACAGUACAUCAAAGGAUUUUCAAUUUUCAAAAGCGUAGGCAUACAUGGUAUCGUACUAAUCUUUCCUGAUAUCCAUCUUGGCAUCUUGCCGAUUUAUCGCAAAUGUGCAUAAACAUAUAUCAUGUGGAGAGUUUUAAGUCUCAAAUUUCGUUCACAAAUGAGCUUGCUUUCUUACGUUUUGAACAGUAAAGUAUUGAAAAUGUAUGCAGGUCAAAUUUUUGUGAAAUAGCUUAAUUUUGAAAUAGCUUAAUUUUGUGAAAUAGCUGAAAAAGAAGUUUUAUAAUUCUACUUUUGAGCGAUUGAAUACAGUUUAAUGUAAGGCCUGAUUGAAACCCAAUCCAACGCCAAAUCUGAGGCGUAGUCUGAAGCCUUUAAUCUGCGGCUAAUCUCAAGGUAGUAAUAAAAUUGUCAUUGGAAUUUUUGAUUGAAAAAUAUAAAUACACCAGAAUCACGGAAUGUUGUUAUAAAAUAGACGAAUUUUAAUACAUUUUGGUUGGUUUGAGAUGCGGAAUACGAAACAAACGUGUCAAUGCACCGCAUACUUACGCGCCGAAUACCGCUUCACUUUAGGAAGCAUGUGCAUUGAGACAUGGAAUAUUGGAAUGAUAUCAAUUGAACGCUUGUUGAUUUCGUGUUUAGCGGCUUUAGCCUAUCGAUCUUGUUGUUAUUCCCCCAGCGGCGGUUUCAUUUAAUGGUAAUAACUUCGUCGGGCAGGCCUUAAAAUAUCUUUUCCAAGGCCGUCUGACAAAAUGUCCGGUGACGUUGAGUUUGGGUCGGACAUAUGUCCGAUGACUUUCAGUUCAGUUUUGACUCGGAAAUAAGUCUGAAUGACACAAAUGAAUAAACGGUCAAUAUUGUAAAGAUAUUAAAUAAUUUCUUUCAUACUUAUUUCCAAGCCAAAAUUAACUCACUUGCCAGGACAGCAGUGUUAAAAAAGACUUCGACAACUUAAGCCCGUUUUCCACUUCACCAUUUCGCUCGCCGCCCCGCGCUCGACUACGUUAAAACAACAUUUCCAGUACAUCUUUUAUACAAUAGUACGUCGGACAAAGCUACAGUUCGGUCGGACACCAAUUCACUUGGGUCGGACAAACAAUAAACCUCAGUUUCACUUUGGUCGGACAGAAUGUCCGGUGGUUUCCUCUCUACGUCGGACAAUUUCACGAAUGGGUCGGACAAUGUCCGUGACCGACCGAUAUUUUAAGGCCUGUCGGGACUUGGGCCAACGUAUUCCUUUGUCCACCAGAAGAGUAAGCGCUUGUCCGGUACAGUUCUAUUUGAAUAAACUGCGUCUCACUGAAUUAUCAUACUGAGUUACUGACCAAAUUUUCUUUGAUAUAACCAUGAUAUGUCAAUUCCAGCGUUCAUAAAGUCUUUUCUGUCACAUUGUCUGAGUUCAUUCGAUGUCCGUAAUUCUUUACAGCUCCGCACCAAGUCAAAUUUUCAAAUUUUCUUUCUCGGUAACAAGACAUUGCUCUUUGUUGGGAUAUUUGUCAAAGUGAACUCCCUUAUCACAUUGACCUUUGUUCUGCGUGUUCGUUGUUGACAUAUGAUUGGUCAGUUGAUCUUUCAUUCGGUUUUACACAUGCCCAGAGAAACCUUUGGACUAUUGGAUAUCGCCUUUUUGUGGCUGUUGACAAGGUUAUCCUGUUACUAUGAGAUUAUAACCAGGUUUGAAGGUGACAAACGUGUUGUCUCAUUAACUUGAAUUUAUAUAUUGCUAUAUAUAAAUUUGCUUUAGACAGAAGUUGUGCGAUUCCAACCAUUGACACUGUCGAACCGGACAGAACCCCGCAUCCAGUUUCACAACGGGAGCGCAGACAGGUGCGGUAUUAUAUUACAUAAUUUCAUAUGUAAAUUUAUUAUCAGAUUAGUUUUAAGAAAUUUUAUUGAAAUCUUUACUCUAACCACAGAUUCUUCGUGAUGCCAGCUUCAUAUCUGCACAACAACAAAGUGAGCAAGCAUGCGAAGGAGAUAUUUCAGGAGUACAACUUGAAACGAGCAUGGAAGCCGAUACACAUACCAGUGAUAUUUCUCGUUCAGCAUGCGAAGAGUGUAACAAACAUAAACAACGAUAUAUCAGAUUGAAUGACAGAUACAGAAAAGCCAAAGGUGUGCAACAAAAGCUAAAAAGUAAGGUUGUUCAACUGGAAAAAGCUAACGAAGCCUUGACGGAGGUAAAUAAUAUGUUUUGAUAAAGAAUUUACACUAUAUUUAAUAUGACAGAUGUAUAUGUAACGUAUUACAUAUUUUAUACUCAGGCUUCAGCAUUCUUUCUGCUCAAGUGGCAACCAAAUAUACCAUUUAACACUUUACAAUUAUACGGUAUAUAAUCUGUCAUGAAAUUUGAAAAUAUUGUAGUCACUUUAUACCUAUAGGUACAUAGUAUAUUAUACACAUGCAACUUCCUGUUUUUGCUCAAUGCCUUUGACCUAAUAGGGGCUGUUUAUAUGAUCUACUGCAUCAAACUCUCAUAGGCUACUAUAUAGGCUACUAGCUAGGGACAUGUCAGGAGUAUAUAGAGUCAGCCUGUUACUAGAGGGUAACCCUUAGAAUUGGUACACAAUUUUUGUCCAUGCAUACUGUUUGCCUCGACCUCCAGGAGAACUUGUUAUGUCCAUGCCUUUUGACAAAAUAUAGAAUAUUUUUUAUAUUCUCACUUUUUGACAAAAAUACAGAAUAUUUUUUAUAUUGUUCCACAAAUACCUUUCAGAAAUCUGGAGAUUCAUGUUGACAAGGGGAGUAGGGUGUCACUGGUGCCCGAGAUACCCUUAAGUAAGCAAAUGUUGUUAUGGGUGCAAAUGUAAACAAACAACUAACUUGUAUCUGAUUUUAAGAAACUUGAGAAUCAAGCUCAAGACCUACAGCAACAUGUUGAACAAGACGAAGAUAUGAAUGCUGUUGAUGAGACCAUUGAGGAAUCAGCUGAUUAUGAUGGUGCUACACUGGAACCAGAGUGGGACCCUUUUGGAGAGGAACAAAUUAAUAAUGCUGGAAUUCCAUCAAAUCAGUGCAGCAGAAAUACUGUCAGGUACAACUAUACAUAAUAAUUAAAUCUGUAUGUCUUUACAAAAGCUCUAAUGAAAUAUCACAAAAUAUAUAAAUAGCUGGCAACUUGUUGAUUUCAUCCUGAUCCUUUUGUGUACAAGAAAAUUAAAGUACAGUACAGUAGUUUUUAUUGGUCAAAAAUGUACAGUGGAUUUAGGUUAAUUAAUAAAUUACUUACUUGUAUUUUUUUUUAAGAGUGGAAGCACGACCAAGGUCAACAUGUACCAAACUGGCACUAUGGUAA